Messenger RNA from Eucalyptus grandis, 881 nucleotides. RefSeq names its product glutathione S-transferase F13. NCBI's taxonomy places the organism in Eukaryota, Viridiplantae, Streptophyta, Magnoliopsida, Myrtales, Myrtaceae. The record is from RefSeq and is a predicted model, not a curated record. The transcript is spliced from 3 exons. Bases 86 to 739 code for a protein of 217 amino acids. Gene Ontology annotation, molecular function: glutathione transferase activity; glutathione binding. Gene Ontology annotation, cellular component: cytoplasm.
GUCUUCGCUCUUCGCUCUUCUACCCUUCUUCAUCCUGAAGUCACCCCUCCCUCUCUCCCUCCCUCCUCCAGCGAAGCAGUGAGAAAUGGGGGUUAAGCUGUACGGGCAUCCGAUGUCGUCGUGCACCGUGAGGGUGAUGGCGUGCCUCUACGAGAAAGGGGUCGAGUUCGAGCUCGUCCCGGUCAACAUGUUCGCCGGCGAGCAGAAGAUGCCGGAUUUCCUCGCCAAGAAUCCUUUUGGGAAGAUUCCGGUCCUCGAAGAUGGUGAUCUUACCAUUUUCGAGUCGAGAGCAAUCACAGAGUACAUAUCCAAGAAGUACCACGCCCCCGCCACCGACGACCUACUCCGCUCCGACAGCCCCGAGGAGUCCAUCGCCGUCCGCGUGUGGGUCGAGGUCGAGUCCCACCACUUCCAGCCGGCGAUGUCGCCCAUCAUCUUCCAGCACUUCGUGGCCCCGCUCCAGGGCAAGGCGCCGGACCAGGCCAUCAUCGACGACCACCUCGCGAAGCUCGCCGGGGUCCUCGACGUGUACGAGGCGAGGCUGGGCAAAACCAAGUACCUCGCCGGCGACUUCUUCUCCCUUGCCGACCUCCACCACUUCCCCUACAUGUUCUACUUAAUGAAGACGCCGUGGGCGGCGGCGGUCACCGACCGCCCCCGCGUGAAGGCGUGGUGGGAGGGGAUGUGCGGGCGGGAGGCGUUCAAGAAGGUGGCCGAGGGCAUGAAGUUUGAGAAGUGAGUGAAGUGGAGAAGACGAAAGAAAAAUAAAUGUCGUGCAGGUGUUUGCCUUUUUUGAUUCAGUGCUAGUGUACUGUGUAGUGCCCGUUCUGUGUGAUUGGUUUAUAGGCUAAUCGGAAGGUGUGUGUCUGAACUUUUGCCAA